AUCGAAUCAAAGAUUUCUUCUUUUAGACACUUCCUUUUCGUGAGCCAUUGAACUUGUUAGCCGGAGGCGCGCAAGUUGCAUGUCUUUCGUUAGGGUUCCAACCAUCAAAAUUUCCCCUUUGUUUUCUCUUUUCCCAUAAUCUUUUUAAUAAAUGAAUUUAUUUAUACACUUGUAACUCCUCAAGGAAUUUUUUAUUAGAGUUGCUUUCCGGAAUUUUAUGAGGUUUGUUGUGGUGGGACCAUGCCUUCUUCAGAUAAUCAAGGUUUCCCUAUAAAUUUUGCUUCAUUUCGUCAACCAAUUUUGAACAUUAGAAAGGAUCGGGUUCAUUCAGAAGCAAGUCACGAUUCUACGAUUCAGAACCUGGAAUCAUUUCAAAAACGAGUCUCUGCCCAGUUUCAUAUUCUUUCUGCUGUUGACCCGGAUGAAUUUCUCUCUGUUUCAUGGAUUCGAAAGCUGUUAGAUGCAUUUGCUAGCUGUCAGGAGAAUUUUAGACUGAUAUUGGGCAAUAACAAAUCACAGCUCUCAAAACCACCAGCUGAUAGGCUUGCUUGUGAAUUCUUUGACAGGGCUAUUAAGGCACUAGAUAUUUGCAAUGCAACUCGUGAUGGAAUAGAGAGAAUUCGACUGUGGCAGAAACAUUUGGAGAUCAUUGUAAGCGCUUUGGAUAGUGAACAAAGAACAAUAGGUGAAGGUCAGUUUCGUCGCGCAAGAAAAUCUUUGAUGGAGUUGGCCCUUUUGAUGCUAGACGAGAAAGAUACCGGGUCUAUGUUUUCAUACCGCAAUCGGUCUUUUGCACACAAGGGCAAGGAUCACAGCUGUCGUUCAUCAGGUCACUCACGAUCCCAAUCAUGGAGUGUAUCUCCUUCUUGGUCAGCAUCCAAGCAGAUCCAAUCAAUCGCAAACAACUUGGUUCCUCCCCGUGCCAAUGAAAUUGCAGCCACUAACGGUCUAGCGGUUCUUGUCUUUACAAUGAGCUUUGUUCUCCUGUUUGUUUUAUGGGCUCUCGUUGCAGCAAUACCGUGUCAAGAUCGAACUGUGCCGAUUAAUUUUGCAAUCCCACGUAAUUUCGCGUGGAGUGCACCAUUGUUAUCACUUCAUGGUCGGAUUUUGGAGGAAUCCAAGAAGCGAGACCGCCGAAAUUCCAGUGGAUUGUUGAAGGAAAUAUAUCAAAUCGAAAAGUCGGUACAUCAGCUAACAGAUUUGGUGGAUUCUACUCGGUUCCCACUUACAGGGGAACACAAGGAAGUGAUGAGAGUGAGCGUUCAUGAAUUAUCAUUGGUAUGUGAAGUUUGUAAGACUGGACUGGAUCCACUAGAGCGCCAUUUAAAGGAAGUUUUCCGAAAAGUUAUGAGUGUCCGGACCGAGGGUCUUGAGUUCUUAGGCAAGGCUACAGAACGUUAGUUACUGAUAUUGAACUAUGCUGAUCAGAAGUGAAAGAUUCCAAUUUAUCAUCAUUCUAAUUUUUUCUAGCCUAAUUUAAGAAAAGAAGAGAGUGUCGCUGAAGAUGAAGGAUUUUAGCAGGUAGCUCUUUUGUAUUUAUAGAUAUACCUACUGUAGAAAAAACACGCUGUUAAUAUCUCUAAUCAUCCUGUUUCAAGACUUCACCACGAGCUUGACGCCUUCAUCAAAAUUUAAUCUUUCUAUCUUUUCUGGUCAUACAUGUACAAUGAACAUAAUCUUUUGUUGAUUUGCUUCCCCACAAUGAUAUUGACUCAAACAAGACUUAUCUCUUAUUUGCAGCGGCCCUGUGGAAUAGCCU
Molecule: messenger RNA, 1759 nt
Organism: Olea europaea var. sylvestris
Lineage: Eukaryota; Viridiplantae; Streptophyta; Magnoliopsida; Lamiales; Oleaceae
Exons: 2
Coding region: 241-1401 (386 amino acids)
Source: RefSeq, a predicted model, not a curated record